Molecule: messenger RNA, 1998 nt
Organism: Thamnophis sirtalis
Lineage: Eukaryota; Metazoa; Chordata; Lepidosauria; Squamata; Natricidae
Source: RefSeq, a predicted model, not a curated record
AUGUAUUUUAUUUCAGUUCAUAUAUCAUAUCCAUCACCCUAUGAUGUGUUUCGCAUAGCCAUUAGUCAUUGGGAGAGUCUCAGUGAAGGUGAAAAGAGUUACUAUAACUUAGAGGAUGUGAGCCAUGAUAACAUGAACAAGUUUCUUUCCAACCUUGUUGAGAAAUCACUUCUUGAUCUGGAAUACUCCUACUGCAUUAAAAUAGGAGAGGAUGACCGUAAUAUUGAACCUCUGACUUAUGGCCGCAUUGCUUCUUACUACUAUUUGAAGCAUCCAACCAUCAGAAUGUUCAAGGAGCAUUUAAAACCUGAGUGUAGCGUGAAAGAACUGCUCUCUAUUCUGACAGAUGCUGAAGAAUACACAGACCUCCCAGUGAGGCACAAUGAAGAUCAAAUGAAUAGCGAACUGGCCAAAUGUCUCCCCAUUGAAGUCAACGCACAUUCUUUUGACAGCUCACACACCAAAUGUCAUCUUCUAUUGCAAGCCCACUUUGAACGUGCCGUGCUUCCAUGUCCAGAUUAUGUCACUGAUACCAAGACGGUGUUAGACCAGUCAAUCAGAAUAUGUCAGGCAAUGCUGGAUGUUGCGGCAAAUGAGGGAUGGUUGGUGACAGUACUAAAUCUUACCAAUUUGGUACAGAUGCUGGUUCAGGGACGAUGGAUCCAUGACUCCUCUUUGCUUACUUUACCUAACAUAGAAUAUCACCAUCUUCAUCUUUUCAGGAAAUGGAGCCAAGGGAAAAGAAAAGGUGCUUAUCAAGGACCUAUUGAAUGUCUUCCUGAACUGAUGGCUGCCUGUGAUGGAAAAGAGGAUAUUUUUGCUUCCAUUGUGGAUUGUGAUUUGACUUCCACACACAUUACGCAGGCUUGGCAUUACUUGUCCCACUUGCCAGUUAUAGAGAUUAGUAUGAUUAUUAAAGGUUGCUGGGAUGACACAGUCCAUGAACAAAAGGAAAUGAUUGUUCCAAUGUUGUCAAUGAACAUUCGGGAUGAUAAAAAAUGGAUGAAAUUGCACGCAGAUCAAGAAUAUGUUCUCCAGAUUAAGUUGCAUAGAUUGCGUAUUGGUUUCACCAAGGGCAAGCAAGACACCAAAGCAAUUGCACCUCGAUUCCCUAAAGUCAAGGAUGAGGGAUGGUUUGUGAUCCUAGGAGAAGUGGACAAAAAAGAGCUGGUGGCUCUGAAAAGAGUGGGCUAUGUCAGAAAUCAGAAUGUGAUCUCAGUUGCUUUUUAUACCCCAGAAAUACCUGGAAGAUAUAUCUAUACAUUGUAUCUUAUGAGUGACAGUUACCUUGGAAUUGACCAACAGUAUGACAUUUGUCUGAACAUCUUACCAGCUAGCACCUCAGCACAGGUCAACACUGAAUUCUCUGAUACUUUUAAUGACUUGGGCUUGAAAUAAUAUGCCAUAUGGACUUUCCUUCUCUAGCAUUUUCACUCGGGGAAUAGGGAAGACUGUUUGCCUUAGUGCAAUCAGCAUCCAGCUUCAACACCAGAAAAUUGAAAAUGACUGCUGUAUUGAUUCUGAUGACAGAGUUAGCCUCAGUGGCCUUUUUGACCUGAUAAACCAGUUGCAUUUUUAAACAUUAGUUUUGUAGCCUUGUAAAAGCAGGUCGGUUUUUCUAUUGAUAUAAAUGCCACCAUUCCUUCCAGACAGAUUGGUAUUUGUCAGGAAUAGACAUUUUAAUUGGCAAGAACUAAUUUUUCCAUUACUUGAUAGGAAGUCGUGCUUGCAACCGCUUCUCAAGAUCCAAAAAUACAAUUUGUAUAGAUAUAAAGGAGCUACCUGUGCAACUGAAGAAGCCACUAGAGUAACUAUUGCUGCAAAAGAGAUGAAUUGGUAACAUCACAAGACAUUUUCAACGAUGUGGACAUGGCCAGUGGAUUUCACUCACAGCCAUUUGGUACAUCUGCUAGGAUAUAUUGCAAGAUUUUUUAAUUGAAGACAAACCCUUGUGACAAAUUUGUCAUUUCACAAUUUUCUAUGUGAAAUAUGUAUGAC